This is a messenger RNA of Paramecium octaurelia, 703 nucleotides long. Lineage: Eukaryota; Ciliophora; Oligohymenophorea; Peniculida; Parameciidae. The record is from the annotation of a GenBank genome assembly.
AUGUAUAAAUUUUCAACGCUAAAGAAACCUUUUGUGUAUUUUAUUUUAGGAGGUACAAAUCAAAUUAGAUCAAAGGGCCUGGCUCUGGAAAAGGUACUUAAUGUGAAUUGUUAAGUAAAAAUUUAAAAUGUGUGCACCUGUCUGCUGGACAAUUGUUGAGAAAUGCUGUAAGUAUUGGAUGUAUGUGAUUAGAUUAGCAAUAAUUCAGAGCACAAAAGUACCAUUGAAAAUUGCAUAAAUAGUGGAGGAAUAGUUCCUGUAAUAUAUGUUAUUUGAUGUUUCUAAGAGUCAUGUGACAAUCAAUUUAUUGGAUAAGGCAAUUUUUGAAGAGUAAAGUUCUGAGACAUUUUUGAUAGAUGGAUUCCCUCGAAAUUAUGAGAACAUGGAAAAUUGGAUAGCAUUGAUGGAUCACAAAAUCACAUUUAAGAGUGUCAUCCACAUUUUGUGUUCAAGAGUAUAACUGCAUUUGUAUAUACAGGCCACCAUGAUUUAGAGAAUAACAGAGAGAUCCAAAACAAGUGGGAGAUCAGAUGACAACAUCCAAACUUUGGAAAAGAGAUUCAUCACAUAUUAAAAUGACACUUACAAAAUAAUAGAGCAUUAUCGAAAUCGAAAUCAAUUGAUUGAAAUUAAUGGAGACAAUUCUAUAGAAACAGUCCAAGGAGAAAUAUUGGAAUCACUUAAAAAGAGUCACAGUAAGUGA